UUCCCUUCCAAACGCUCUCCUUGAGGCCUCAGCCACAAGUGUAUAUAUAUUGCCAUCAUAGCGCCCUGCCUGCCUGCCUUUAAUUUCCCACACGAUCGAGCAAGCUAGGCAACAGCAUGUCAUUGACCACCGAGAAGUUUGGGCCGCCACCCGGCUCCCCUGGCUAUUACUGGGUUUAUUACCCCAUUACUAAGUCUCAAGAGUUAGUUACCGCUCUGGCGGCAUCGAAAACCCAUCCGGUGGUGCUCAUGUUCUGGGAGAAACGGAACGAACUAUGCAACGUCAUGAAGGAACCCUUCUGGAAUAUGGCCAUGGCUAAAAAGAAGGACGCCGUAUUCUGCCGGGUGGACGUCGACAAGUGUAAAGAUAUCACGGAGCUGUACCGAGUGGAGGCGCUGCCCACCUUCUUGCUCAUCAAGGAUCGCAAUGAGAAGGGCAGGGUCGUUGGCGCCAAGAUGGAGGAGCUUAACACCACCAUCAAGGCCAAAAUAUAUACCAAUAUACCAAUAUAGUCCAAUGUGAUAGUUAGAUAUAUACCCGUGCGUGGAAAACAAUAUAUUAUAUAUAUGCAGAAAGAGAACAUAAACGCAAAAAAAGAUAAUUUCUCCCUGUUUACUUGACUCUGUGUAGCUAGUUUCUCUCUACUUCGCAAUCACAUAUAUGUUGUUGUAUUCUACGGGCAUAAUGACAUCAUGUGUAUUUCUUUGGAUCUA
Molecule: messenger RNA, 713 nt
Organism: Lolium perenne
Lineage: Eukaryota; Viridiplantae; Streptophyta; Magnoliopsida; Poales; Poaceae
Product: thioredoxin H-type 2
Source: RefSeq, a predicted model, not a curated record